AUGGCAGGCCCACCCCCACCUCCUCCUCCGCCACCAGGGGGUUUGGGAAAUAUGGCUAGUAAUCUACCACCUGGUCCACCACCAGUAAUUUCGCAAGAUAGAAAUGCUUUACUUGGAGAUAUAAGGAAAGGAGCAAAAUUGAAAAAAGCAGUUACUAUUGAUAAAUCAAAACCCAUGAUUGAAGGUAAAACUACUCCUUCUAGCGGUGGUCCACCUUCAGUAUCAGCAGCACCGUCUGCUCCAAGCUUGCCACCGUCAGGUGCACCUCAAUUGGGAGAUAUCUUUGCUGGAGGAGUUCCAAAAUUAAAACAUGUUGAUAAUAGAAAUAAUAUAGUUCCAACAUCAGCUCCUAAAAUUCCAAAUUCAAUACCAAAUCCCCCAACUUUAGCUCCAAAAGUUCCAUCAUUAUCGAGGCCUACGAAAUCUUCUAAUUCAGUUCCAAAUGUUGCUCCGCCAAUACCACAAACUUCAGCACCAAAAUUACCACCAACUCGUCCUAAAAAAUCAGGUCAUUUACAAAAAAGUUCCAUAAGUUCGAUAGAUCUGAUCAACAGUCCUCCUCCAGUUCCAACUGGUCCACCACCUUUACCAACUUCCGCACCACCUCCUCCAACAUCAUUACCACCCUCGUUCAGUCCUAACAAGCCUCCAGCACCACCACCAGCUCCACCUUCAUCUGCUCAACCAUCGUCAACCCCAGCUGCACCACCACUUCCCUCCGGAAAUUUACCAUUCUUAGCAGAUAUCAAUGCUAAGAGAGACAAUAAGAACGUUAUAGAUCAAUCACCAAAACCACCAGUCCCAUCAAAUGCUCCUCCUUUACCCAAAACUUCCAUCCCAGCCCCUCCACCACCUCCAGCGUCAAUUCCAAAACCACAAGCUCCAAAACUACCUACAAGUACUCCAUCUGCAGCUCCACCACCUCCACCACCGCCAUCAAUGCCACCUCCACAAACAACUUCAAAUAAGGCUUCAAACGCUCCUCCACCAGUUGCGCCAGGUGGUGCAUUACCAUUCUUAGCUCAAAUCAACGCCAAAAGGGACGACAGUUUUGUAGUAGAUGGAAGUCUGAAGUCGUAUUCAACUAAAAACGAAGGUAGUCUGGACAAUACCUCAACAGCUUCUUCAAAACCAGCACAAGCUCCACCACCUCCAACUGCUCCCCCUCCAAAUAAAUUUAAUCCAUUUGGGGCAGCACCAACAAUAAAGAAGCCAACUACAUCUACUUCAACCGCUCCUUCAAUUCCAAAUAUAUCACCUCCUCAAAGGAAAGUAGCUCCUUCUAAUCCACCUACUGCACCACCUCAGGUUCCAUCCAGUCUGAUUCCAAAAUCAUCGGUUCCUCCAUCAGCUCCACCAGCUCCACCCGCUCCAUCAGCAUCAUCAGCACCACCAGCACCACCAGCACCACCUGCGCCACCUUCAUUACCACCAUCCUUACCAGCUCAAAAUAUCGAACCUCCAAAGCCAUCAAUGGUAUCUGUUGCAAGUACACCUAAGCUUCCUGAGGCGAUUCCACCACCUUUACCUUCCACUCCAUCUCAAAGUAUAUCUAAAUCUAAGAAACCAGCACCUCCUCCCCCUCCAGGAUCAACAUCUUCCACUACAAAUACUACUUAUAAUGAUUUAGAUUCAAAACAAAAUGUUGGUUCAUCAUUACGUAAAAUUUCAGCACUGACAUAUACAAUAAAUGGAUCUUCUAAAAAAGAAUCAAAUACAAAAAUAGUUAUUGAUGAUAGAAGAUUUAAAUUUGUUAAUGCAAAUGCAUUACCAAAUCCAAGAAGAUUUGAAGGUUCUCAAAAAUUAUAUCCAAGUGGUAGAGGAUCAUCAAUUCCAUUAGAUUUAAGUUUAUAUUCUUGA
Lodderomyces pseudojiufengensis is the source of this 1860-nucleotide messenger RNA. RefSeq names its product Vrp1p (gene VRP1). The record is from RefSeq and is a predicted model, not a curated record. The coding region runs from base 1 to 1860 and encodes 619 amino acids. The transcript has a single exon. Lineage: Eukaryota; Fungi; Ascomycota; Pichiomycetes; Serinales; Debaryomycetaceae. Gene Ontology annotation, molecular function: actin binding.